Molecule: messenger RNA, 1068 nt
Organism: Drosophila grimshawi
Lineage: Eukaryota; Metazoa; Arthropoda; Insecta; Diptera; Drosophilidae
Exons: 1
Coding region: 303-995 (230 amino acids)
Cellular component (GO): membrane
Source: RefSeq, a predicted model, not a curated record
UGGAGGUGGGUGGGUAUGGAGCGAUACACAUCGCAACAGGUGCCACAUUUUAUGGCCUAAAGUAAACUCAUUUGCACUUGAAACCACAGCAGCAUGUCUGAAGCGGGCCACAGAGUAUCAGCACUGCGAAAUGUUGAUAUUAGCCAUCCGAGUUGGCUCAAAUCAACAGUUGACUUUGGGGUCAACUUCAAAACGGAACCUGCUCUCAAGCGUUUCGACUUCAAAGUAAAUAAACAUUGAAUUACAUUUCAGUGCCCCGCACUCAGCACAAAAACAGGAAAUAGACACAGACUGGAUGUGAUAUGGCCAAGUUGCUGUGCUGUUCUAUAUCGCCAGGCUUUGUGAUUGAGAUCAAUGUUGUAUUGAUUGGUCUGGGCAUUAUAUUUCUAGUCGAUCUUUACAAUCACAUCUACUUGCGGUCGAGCACACUCUCCGAGCUUGACAUGACCAUCGGCCUGCUGGGUUUGUCUGCACGCAUAUCUUGGAUACGAGGCAUCUGUCUAUUCGUCUAUCUACUGUUCGCCAUACUGGGCAUACGCAUGUCCAAGCAUCCGUCGAUCAUCAAGUUUGCCGGCUACAUGCUCGCUGGCUCCACCUUGCUGCUCUUUACGAUAUGCGUUGCCGUGUCGCGGUAUCUUUACAGUUCCAGUCUCAGAUACUAUACGAAUAUGAUGCUGCAUACCCUUUGGAUGAAGGCACAGAUAGAAAUGAUGGAGGAGCUAUUCGAUUGCUGUGGCAUCCAUGGAUCUAUUGAUUAUAUUAUUGCAAAUCGAACUUGGUCAAUGGCGGCCUGCUGUAACCUACCCGAUUGUGAUGGUUGUCAGGAUAUGUUUCAUGACUAUAUGAAAAAUAUUGAAAUGGAAAUUGCACGCGAUAAUUUUGCAUUGUUCUUAAUUAUAGCCAUUGCCUUGGCAUUAAUGAUUCUGUACUAUAAGUAUGCGCCAUUGACAGAAGAUCCCUACGUACCCGAGUAUAUGGAGGAGAAGGAUGAGUAACACAGGCCGUUACGCUUCAGGAAGCAGGAGGGCUUGAUACGCGCAAUAAAAUUUGAUCCGUAGCGAUAUUUAA